CAUUCACUUCAAGUGGCUGGUAAACAACGUAAAAGUUCAACAGUCUUUCUCACCUUCAGUGUCCUGGACAGAGCAGCUUCAGUUGCGUGUAAUUUUGGGUCUUUGUCAGGUUCCACAUGACUCGUUCGUAACUGCGUUUUACCCGCGCAUAGUCUACGCCCGGUAUUAACGACGUUACAAGAAGCUGCGCUUGUGGAUUUGUUUCUAAAAUGUGGCCGUUUAGUCGAUCGUGUCAAAGCACGGCUCGCUUAGUCGGAAGAACCGUUGUCAUAACCGGUGCCAAUACGGGGAUCGGGAAGGAGACCGCACGGGAUCUUUACAGAAGAGGCGCCAGAGUUGUCCUAGCAUGCAGAGAUCUGAACAAGGCCAAUGCUGCGAUUGAGGAACUGAAAAGCGUUCCACCCUCAUGUCCGACCCGGGAACAGUUCGUCGGAGAACCUGGCGAAGUUGUCGCUUGUAAAUUGGAUCUGAACAGUUUAGCCAGCGUCAGAGAAUGUGCGAAACACAUUUCGACGACGGAGUCAGCUGUUCAUGUUCUUAUCAACAAUGCCGGGGUCAUGAUGUGUCCGAAAGGGGUCACGGAAGACGGCUUCGAGACUCAGUUGGGCACCAAUCACCUCGGUCACUUCCUCUUCACACUGCUGCUCCUUCCAAAGAUCAUUCAAAGUCGAAAGGACUCAGACCCCUGCUCCAGGAUCAUCAAUGUUUCAUCCAUGGCUCACGCAAGAGGUGACAUCAACUUCGACGAUCUGAUGUCAGAAAAGUCAUACAGUCCAUUGAAGGCCUACAACCAGAGCAAGGUGGCCAACGUGUUGUUCACGCGAGAAUUGGCUCGCCGAUUGAAAGAGGCGAACAUUACCGGUAUUAACGUCUAUACCCUCCAUCCGGGGGUCAUCAAGUCUGACCUGGGUCGUCAUCUCAGCGCAGGUCCCAGAUUUUUAUUGGGAAUUUUUCGACCCUUCAUCAAGAAUAUCGAGCAAGGAGCUCAGACAACCAUUCACUGUGCGGUUGACGAGGAAGCAGCCAAGGAGACGGGCCUUUAUUACAAGGAGUGUGCGCCAACCUCACCUUCGUCAGUGGCACUUGACGACGCGAAGGCAGCCAGACUUUGGGACACAAGCAUAAAGUUGGUUGGUCUUCCGACUCACAAUUUGACCGAACUGAUUGAGCAGGUUUCCAAGGAUUAUAUCAAGUGAGCGUCUCACUGGUGAUUGGGAUUAGAUUGUCCAUGGUAUUCCGGGCAAGCAGUGUUCGCGGCAUCUUGUGGAAGUUGAACAACUGCUCCCCUCUAUCGAACACAGGAUAAAUUAUUUUUAUUUUUGAUUUAAUUAGCGUAGAGUAAGUCUCGCACAAGCUAUGUAACGUCUAUACAUGUAUUUUAUCGAAAAUAAAUUAUUUUUAUGUUAA
Molecule: messenger RNA, 1407 nt
Organism: Neodiprion fabricii
Lineage: Eukaryota; Metazoa; Arthropoda; Insecta; Hymenoptera; Diprionidae
Product: retinol dehydrogenase 12-like
Exons: 6
Coding region: 210-1196 (328 amino acids)
Source: RefSeq, a predicted model, not a curated record